Messenger RNA from Parnassius apollo (apollo), 363 nucleotides. Lineage: Eukaryota; Metazoa; Arthropoda; Insecta; Lepidoptera; Papilionidae. The record is from the annotation of a GenBank genome assembly.
AUGCAUCGCUUUUUUGCAGAGCUGGAGCCAUCUCUAUCCGUCACUGAGCAAAACCUGGCAGACCGAGUUAGGUACAUCCUGCGCUCCAACAUAUUUGGUGACGCCGAACUCGAGCGACUACGACGUGAGGCUAUUCCUUCAUCGAAUGGAAAUGCUACGGCUGGGAAUGUGGCGCCACUAGAUGCGCAACAAACUGCAUAUGUGGAUGCUGCCGUCAACAUUCCAUUUGUGGCUAAUUCAGACGAUGAUGGAAUAGUCUCCCACGAACUAGAGAAAAUGAGGAGCAUAUUGGAAGAGUCGAUGCUGGAAACGCGCAGCAUGCCUCUCGAAAAUCGACCGCGACUUCCCCCGCAUACCCCUUAG